This is a messenger RNA of Drosophila melanogaster (fruit fly), 1103 nucleotides long. RefSeq lists its product as uncharacterized. The coding region runs from base 65 to 970 and encodes 301 amino acids. Lineage: Eukaryota; Metazoa; Arthropoda; Insecta; Diptera; Drosophilidae. The transcript is spliced from 2 exons. The record is from RefSeq and is marked reviewed.
AAUAGUUUGUGCUCAUCCCGCCGAGCGUGCAGAAGUCUUUCAGCAAUAGAAUCGCGUUUUCAAUAUGAAACUGUUUCUUCUACUCCUUCUGGGAGCCUUGGGCUAUUCGUUGGCCUAUCCGCGCACCUAUAGUUACGAGUAUCCCCGCCGAAGGGCCUACUCCACAUCGUAUUCCGGGAAUUCGUAUAGCUCUUUGGCCGGUCGGAAGGCUAGGGAAGAAAGUACCACCAGCAAAUCGGACAAGGAGAAUGCCAAGUUUGCUGGUGCUUCCAAUCAGGAAUUGGAUGAAACCGGUGACGAACGCACACUGCUGCUUAAAAAGAAGCUCAAGAGGUUGGCCAGGCCCUACCUAGGAGGAUAUGGUGGAUAUGGCGGAUAUGGUGGAUAUGGCGGAUAUGGAGGAUACGGCGGUGGUCCCUGCUCCCCGUUUGGUCGCGAUGCUCGAGGUGGUCAGAAUCAGAAGGAUCCCGCUGAACAGGGUCGCUUUCUGUUCGACGUGAAUGUGGUGAAAGUAUAUCCCGGUGGAUGUCGCGGCUAUGGAGGAGGUGGUUUGGGUGGAGGUCUUCUGUCUGAUCCUCUUCCACCUGUACAACCCAUUCCAGUGCCAGUGCGUCCGUACGCACCAUUUGCCACCUGGCUAUCGCUCUUUGCUCCAGGAAUUCUUAACUCGGCCGUGGUGCCUGGUGUUCCAGUCAGAGAUCCUCUAAGAGAUCCAGUUCGUCCUGCUGGAGAUGCGCAGAGCGAUCCUGAAGUGGAUCCCAACUAUGCGGCACCUCCGCCAGUAAGGCGACCUGUUCCGAAUCGUGUGUACUACGAUUCUGCGGGAGCGCCUCCUGUGACACCUGCUCAACUAGUUGGAGGCGUGGCCACCACAGUAAACGGAAUCAUUCAGCAGUUGACUGGACAAGUGCAGCCAGUUUACCAAACGGGAGGCUAUCGGUCAAGGGAUCAACGAAGCAGCUACGGAUAAGUUACUAUAUAUCGAAUUUGUAUGUAAAUUUGUAAAUAGUUUUAAGUAAUAAUAGUAGCGAUUUUAUGUACGAAAUACGUUUACAAUUAUUUAACGAAGAUUCCUCCCUCAAAUAAAAGAACGAAAGUGUUUG